Molecule: messenger RNA, 606 nt
Organism: Adineta steineri
Lineage: Eukaryota; Metazoa; Rotifera; Eurotatoria; Adinetida; Adinetidae
Source: the annotation of a GenBank genome assembly
AUGAUAAAUAAUAACACUAACGUUUGUGUAGGUGACAUUCCAAUUGCAAGUAUUUCUAUAUCUCCAUUAGGCACUCAAAGUUCACAACAAAUUUUCAUACCAUUAAAUGAAUCAGUUCUGUUUGAACAUAAUAAACAAUUGAAUUCUCUAGCAAAUUUUCGAGAAGUUUUAAUCGAAUUUACAACUAAUCUUACAAUAGUAUCAAUAAAUAAUAUUAAACUACAAUUCUUGUCGUUAACUCAAUUAACGGGAACCAGUUUAAUAAUUGUACUGAAGAAAACUGAUCAAUUAGUUCGUCAUUUAUAUUCCAUAUCAGAAAGAAUUCCAUAUGAAGAUAUUCAAAUAGCAACAACACAACUUAUUCAAUAUGCUAAUUUAAAUAUUGAUUUUAAUCUGGGACAAAACUCAGCAAUAAAUACAGCUCAAGUCCUUUUCUCAUUAGAAAUAUUAUUGAUGCAAUAUUUAUCAAAUAAAUGUAUUAAACAAGUUGGACAUGCCGAAAUUUAUAUUCCAUCAAUUUUUAAUAAAAAUAAAAUGAUUUCACUUCAAGUUGGAUCGAAAACAAAUCUUAAUCAAACUCAAUGUUUAACUACUCAUUUCAAAUGA